GCUGACGUGAAGUAGACAGACACCUUCUGAAGUUUUAUGCAUGCUGUGUUUUUUCUUCUUGCUGCAACAGGAAAAGCCUUUCUUUUAACCUGGCUGCCUUUGAAGAAGUGACUCAGACAUCCUCAUGGCCUGUAAAGAUGCACAGGACCAAAGAAGUAGAGGUCUGCCUGGCUUUCUUCCUGGAGCUCCAGCCCCUGACCGCAGCUUUCACCUCUCAUACCCCCACCCAGAGAACCAAGUGUGGCAGCCAGCUCUCCCUCGGCCAGGCAGUCUUCCUCCUGGGCUAGAAUAUUUAAGCCAGUUUGAAAAUAAAUUUUCAGACCUGAUAAUUAUACACCAGCAGGUGGAGCUUCUUGGAAUGAUACUUGGCACUGAGACCUCCAACAAAUAUGAGAUUAAAAACAGUUUGGGACAAAGAAUUUACUUUGCAGUGGAAGAAAGCAUCUGCUUCAAUCGUACUUUCUGUUCCACACUUCGAGCUUGCACUCUGAAGGUCAUGGAUAACUCAGGUCGGGAGGUGAUUACAGUAAACAGGCCCUUGAGGUGUAAUAGCUGCUGGUGCCCUUGCUACCUGCAAGAGUUAGAAAUCCAAGCCCCUCCUGGUACUAUAGUUGGUUAUGUUGCACAGAAGUGGGACCCCUUUCUGCCUAAAUUCACAAUCCAAAAUGCAAACAAAGAAGAUAUUUUGAAAAUUGUUGGUCCUUGUGCAACAUGUGGCUGUUUUGGCGAUGUGGAUUUUGAGGUGAAGACCAUUAAUGAAAAACUUACAAUUGGGAAGAUUUCAAAGUACUGGUCAGGAUUUGUAAAUGAUGUCUUUACCAAUGCUGACAACUUCGGAAUUCAUGUUCCCGCAGAUCUAGAUGUGACAGUCAAAGCAGCAAUGAUUGGUGCUUGUUUUCUCUUUGAUUUUAUGUUCUUUGAACAUUCACUAGCUGGAUUAUAACAAGCGAGAUGACAAAAACAAUCAAGUAUGCAAGAACAUGUUUCAAAAUCCCUUGGGCUCUGGAUUUCAUUUCUCAAUGGUUUGCAAUAUUUGCUUUUUUUGUAACAAAUGUUAAUUAUUACAUUUAUUAAAGCAUAAUGUAAUGAAGCAA
Messenger RNA from Prionailurus viverrinus (fishing cat), 1094 nucleotides. It is a transcript of the gene PLSCR5, whose product is annotated as phospholipid scramblase family member 5. The record is from RefSeq and is a predicted model, not a curated record. Bases 125 to 943 code for a protein of 272 amino acids. Gene Ontology annotation, biological process: plasma membrane phospholipid scrambling. NCBI's taxonomy places the organism in Eukaryota, Metazoa, Chordata, Mammalia, Carnivora, Felidae. Gene Ontology annotation, molecular function: phospholipid scramblase activity. Gene Ontology annotation, cellular component: plasma membrane. The transcript is spliced from 9 exons.